Molecule: messenger RNA, 4590 nt
Organism: Xenopus tropicalis (tropical clawed frog)
Lineage: Eukaryota; Metazoa; Chordata; Amphibia; Anura; Pipidae
Gene: tab3
Product: TGF-beta activated kinase 1 (MAP3K7) binding protein 3
Exons: 8
Coding region: 221-2362 (713 amino acids)
Molecular function (GO): ubiquitin binding
Source: RefSeq, a predicted model, not a curated record
CUAAUAGGCUCUGAAGCCCUGACGUUGAAUCUCAUCUCGCGAGAUUGUGACGAAACGCUGGGUGAGCUGGCCUGAAGGGGUCUAGAAGCUGGACAUUUAAACGACGUUGCGGGACUUUUAAACAGCGACCCGGGACUGCGGGCUGUGUUAUGAACAGCGGGACUGUUGGGCGAUACAAGAUGCAGGAAGGGUCAGAAGAUCAUAACCACCGGAGGACUUUAUGAGCCCUGUCCUGUCCUUUCUGAGUAUUAGUCUACCAUCAGGCCCUGUAAUGGCGCAGAGCAGUCAGCAGCUCGACAUGCAGGUAUUAAGUGAUCUUCAGCAGCGCUUCCCUGAGAUUCCGCGGGAUGUGGUUUCUCAGUGCAUGCUACAGAACAACAGCAAUCUUGAUGCUUGUUAUAGAGCUCUUACACAAGAGAGUUGCAAGUACCUGUAUAUGGAAUAUCACAAUUUGGAUGAGGCACGAAGGAACAGUAAUCUUUUGCACAUCAACCUUGGUAUACAUCCAAGUAGCUCAUAUCAUACGGGAGAUGGAGCACAGGUUAAUGGACGUCCACUGGUUCACAGCUCAAGUGAUGGACACAUUGAUCCACAGCACUCUUCAGGCAAGCUUUUGUGUCUUGUUCAAGAGCCCCAGUCUGCUCCAGCUGUUGUGGCACAAAAUUACAAUCCAUUCUUCUUGAAUGACCAGAAUCGAAAUUCACCAACACCCCCUCCGCAGCCCAUUCAGCAGCCAGGUGUCGGCACAUCUGCUAUGCAAGCUUCUCUGCCUACUUAUAUGCAUGUACCUCGUUAUAAUGCAAAUCCUAUAACUGUAACAGUAUCACCGUCGGGCCACAAUGUUCCCAGAGCUUUACAGAUCGUUCCUCAAGUUCAGAGCAAUCCUUAUGGAACACCUAGUUCUAUUUACGUAAGACAGCCAUCACAGAAUUCUCCAGGCAGGCAAACGCAACAGAACAAUCCCUGGCCGCCUUCACCGCAAGCUGUUCUUCCCCAUUACAAUCCAUGUCCUCCUUAUCCUCACAGUUUUCAACCUACACAGUAUUCUCCAAAACAGCCUCAGAUUCCACAGUCUGCUUUUAGAUCUCCACCAACUUCACAGUGCACUUCUCCCUAUAGUUCUCCACAACAUCAAGUGCAGACCAACCAGCUGAGCCACCAGACAUCACAUGUGUUUCUGCCACCCAGCCCAUCAACAGUGUCACCUCACCUAUACCAGCAGGCACCUCCAGCCUAUCCUAAGCAAAGUAGCCAUUCUCUUGGGUAUCUUCCCUAUGGACCUGGUAUGAACAAGGGAUCUAUGAACAAGAUAGAAAUCACAGUUGAAUCACAACAAAGACCUGGACCUGCCUUGAAUAGAAGUCCGUCCCCAAUAAAUAACCAGUCUUCUCAAAGGAGCCAACAGCAUCCUGUUUAUGCAUCAAAUGCACGGUCAGGGUCACCUUCAAGGGGAAUAUCUAGCCAGCCAAAGGCUUCAUAUAGUGGCAGCCCAUUAUUUAUUACAUAUUCACAACCUCCUACAACAACUGGGACUCCAACACCUUCUUCACGUGUUUUAAUGUCUCCGUCAAAUCCAACUGUGUUUAAAAUCACUGUUGGACGUGCUCCAACUGAAAAUCUAUUAAAUAUAGUGGACCAAGAACAGCAUCCCAGCACACCAGAGCCUAUACAGCCAAUUUCCUUGUUGCCAGUUUCAGGUGGAGACAAAGGAAUCCAUAAAUAUCACAAAAGUUCCAGCUCUGGGUCGGAUGAUUAUGCAUAUACCCAAGCCUUAUUACUGCAUCAGAGGGCAAGAAUGGAGCGGUUGGCUAAAGAGCUGAAACAUAAAAAAGAGGAGCUGGAAAAGCUGAAAACAGAAGUUAAUGGCAUGGAGCAUGAUCUAAUGCAGCGCCGCCUCCGGCGAGUGAGCUGUACAACAGCAAUUCCAACUCCAGAAGAAAUGACCAGAUUGAGAGGCCUGAACAGGCAACUCCAAAUAAAUGUUGACUGUACACAGAAAGAAAUUGAUCUGCUUCAGUCACGAGGAAUGGGAAAGCUUGAUGUCAAAGCAAUGAGUAAUUUUUAUGACAACCUGUCACCUGGUCCUGCUGUUCCACCUAAUACUUGUAAAAAGGAGUCAUCAGAAACCACUUCAGGAGAAAGAAAAGCCAGAAGAAUAAGUGUAACCUCCAAAAUUAAAUCUGACCCUCCUGAUUUACAGACUUCUAGUGGUUUGGAUAUUGUUCACUGGCAGAGGUCCAGCCCAAGACCAGCAAGGGAUGAAGAUUUUGAAGGGUCUCCCUGGAAUUGUAAUAGCUGUACUUUCCUCAAUCACCCAGCACUAAACCGCUGUGAACAGUGUGAGAUGCCACGAUUCACCUGACUUCACUGUAAAAGCCUUCAUUUUGCUUGAAGUUUUUAUAUUGAUACUAUCUAGCAUGCAAGUAAGGAACCUUACUUAAGUCAGAUGGAUCAACAAGCUGAGGCCAGCUCCAGAGCAGGACUUGGGAUUAUUGGUUACAAAACCAAUAAUGGGAGAACCGUGGUAAUGAUAUGCCAGAAUGCUCUCUACAAUCUUGACCAUGAAUGAUGGAGGUCUCAAGAUGCUGGUCAUUUGGUUGCCAUCAUUUGUUUCCCCAGAAGACAGAAUAUAAGCCAAGAUUGUAUAGAGGCGAAUGAAGUGUUUCAGGUUCGCUGACCAAUUAUCUGGACGUAUUAGAGAAACACAGGAGAAAUGGACUAAAAUGUUAUAUUCUGCUUCUUGUAAGCAUCCUACUGAAUGAAGACUUUAGUUGUGGAGCAGGUGUUGUAGUAUAACUUGAUUUUAUGAAGCCUACUCAGAAAAAAGGAAUUGCUGCUUUAUUCAGGGUAAUUGUGUCCAUAUGAAAUAAGAAAUGCUGUUAUAAAAAAAAAUUGCGGGUGUGAAAUCAAGGUUUUAGCCAUACCUUUCUAGAACAUAUUAUACAAGUGAUAUUGCUGUCCCUUUGGUUAAUGCUGCGUCCAGCAAGCUGUGUCAUGAAACUACUGGUUAUGUUAACAAUCUUACUAUAAAAAGCUGAAGAUGGAGAUAUUGCUGCAUGUACUUAGUCUUUCUUCCCACCCUAUUCAAGUUAUACCCAAAAGCUUUGUAGGCACAUUAAACACAACCUUUAUGUAUGAUUGCUCAGGAGGAUCUUAGGGCAAAGAUGCCAAAACACUGAUGUACUGGUAUUUGGAAUAUACACACUAAUGACAUGUUAUUCAUACAUACAUACAUAGAUAGAUAGGUAUAUAUAUAUAUAUUCACCAUACAUGCAUAGAUACACAUUCUGCGUGUGAGCUUACCAUUCUGUGAAUCAUGCUUGAUGUUUACAGCACAGAAGGUACUUUGUGCCCCUAUCAACCCACUUGACAUAAUUUUCUAUAAGAGCUGAAGAUCCUUUUAAGAUUCAGUAGAGCUGUGUUAUUUGCACAUUGUUAAAAUGCCUGCUUAUACAAAUGAAGGCAAACAAAAAAAAAAAAAUAAGAAUAUAAUGCACUGCAUUUUUUUAAAAAAAAAAUGUGUUUUUUCUUUUUGUUCGCAAAAAAACACCAAAUUGAAACUCAUAUAUGGUUUUAAAAUCAUGUUGGUACUUCUAAUGCAUCUAAAUUCCUGUAUUGUGAAGGUGAUUGGUUUGCAUCCUGCAAGUUGCUGAAGUAAUAAAGCAUCCAAUUGUUUUGUGAAACAGAGAACUCAAUCUUUCUGUAGCUGAAAUCUGUAGAAAACAAUGGGAGAGGGAUGUUAUAUUGGAUCAUGGUUGCCCCAGAGCAAAUAAGAUCACUGAUUUUAUUCUAUUACCUAUGCUGGACCUCCAGAAGCUUACUAUUUAAUGAUAUGGGUUACAGGACCAGGGGAAAAACAUUUGCCUCUAUUACAGGUAUGGGAUUGGUUAUCCAGAAUGCUCCGAAUUAUGGUCCAUUUUAGUCAAAUCCAUUUUUUAAAAAAAAUGAUUUUCUUUUUCUCUGUAAUAAUAAAACAGUACCUUGUACGUGAUCCCAACUAAGAUAUAAUUAAUCCUUAUUGAAUACAAAGCAAUCUUAUUAGGUUUAAUUAAUGUUUACAUUUAGUAUGCAAAUUACGUUAUCCAGAAAGCCCUAGGCCCAGAGCAUUCUGGAUAAUAGGUUCCACACUUCUCUGUGCAUAAGGCAAAACAUAGGGGGCAAAUAAAGGGCAAGCCAUGUGUGUAGUGUGCAUUUGUGCUUUUCCCAUUGUAUUAUGUGGAUAAUGAACUGAAAGAAAAUCACUUCGGCAAAAUCCUCUUUGGACACUCCAGGAUACAUAAAUUGGUCAAUACAGUAGAAUGAGAGUACCGUUUGGUAAAAACAAAUGUUUCCCAGUUAAGUUUGGCUCUUGCUGUGAAUACAUUUUUCUUCUGUUUUUGCUUCUUUUCUCUUUGUAUGCACUGAAUCAAUCUCUGCUCUUGUCGGCAUUUCCAUAUAUGCUGUUUCAGAUUAAAAAGGUAAAAUGAAGGUAACACUUUUUAGUGUAGCAUUGUUGUGUAGUCUUUCUCCAAAUUACACACAUGAAGUACUAGUGCUAUUUAAAUCAUGAAAGUGCAAUAUCAUACCAUUAAACAGCAUUAAUGAAAGUGG